AUUUAUGAGGCUAUAAGGAUGAUUCUAAAGGUGGUCUGUUAUAAUGAUGCUUAUUCUGGCUGCUAACAGAGACGAGUUCUACAGCAGACCGUCCAAAGCUGCAGACUUCUGGGGCAGCAACAAUGAGAUCCUCAGCGGUCUGGACCUGGAAGAGGGAAAGGAAGGCGGAUCGUGGCUGGGAAUUAGCAAACGAGGGAAACUGGCAGCACUGACCAAUUACCUGGAUGCACGGCAAAAUCCUGACGCUCAGGGGAGAGGUUCCCUGGUGUCCAACUAUUUGAUGGAUAACUUGGACAGUUUUGCGUACCUCCGUAAAGUGUCUUCAGAAGCUCAUUUAUAUAAUGGCUUCAAUCUCCUUACUGCUGACUUCAGGGCCAAUGAAGACACAUUGUGUUACUAUGGAAACAAGGGCAGUUCAGAGCCCAUUCAUCUCAAAGCAGCAGGAAUCUACGGGUUGAGUAACUCUCUUCUGGAAACUCCGUGGAGAAAACUGCAGCACGGCAAACGGCUGUUCACCAGCGUAGUGAACAAAACACUGUCCCCUGAUGGCUUAGUGCAAGAACUGCUCCAUAUCCUCAAUAAUGAGGAGCUAAACACCCCGGACCCUGCACAGGAAAGUCAAGGUGUGGGCUUCAGUAAGGCCAUACUCCGAGCCCUGUCUGCAGUGUGUGUGCGCUCACCAGGAUACGGCACAAGGACCAAUACAGUCAUCCUCAUCGACCGAGAGGGAAACGUGAGCUUUACGGAGCGCACCAUGCUAAACUGUGACCUCACCCAGUGGAGCACAAAUAGCUUCCACUUCAAACUGCAAGAAUGAGGGCCAGAUGCCAGGC
Molecule: messenger RNA, 833 nt
Organism: Sinocyclocheilus grahami
Lineage: Eukaryota; Metazoa; Chordata; Actinopteri; Cypriniformes; Cyprinidae
Product: transport and Golgi organization protein 2 homolog
Exons: 8
Coding region: 44-817 (257 amino acids)
Biological process (GO): Golgi organization; protein secretion
Cellular component (GO): Golgi apparatus
Source: RefSeq, a predicted model, not a curated record